UGGGGUGUUUAAUGAAAACAUGGAUUUCCAAAUACUAUACAAAUACAUCUGUCAGUUUUGUCUCGUGCAGAUCGUCUGGGGUUUAGACUCGGUGAAACUCCUGAAUCCUCCAGAUGAGCCUCUGUCAGAUCAUCUUUUGAAAAUACUUUACUCUUGUGAUGCUCCUGCCACAGUACAGCUGGACUGUAUUGUAUCUUUCGAAACUGGCAUCACUUCCACACUCCAGCUGAAAAAAUGGAGCUGUGUCCCCGGUGACCCUGAAAUAAAGACCCUGGUGGUGAACUUUCCGGAUUGGCUGGUGUAUCAACCUGAUGGGAUUAUCCCUGACUCCCAGUGGGUGCUGAGUUGCAUCCUUCUGGUGUCAGUCAGAUACAGUGGACUUGAUGACAGCGAAGGGUCUGUCACUGCUCAGAAUUUGGCAACUUUGCAGCCUAAAGCUUUCUUUAGUCGACCUGUAAAGCAGCAUCAACUGUGCUUCUCCUGGAGUACACAAAUGCUGAAGUUAACUCAACAGUCUGCAAAGAAACAAUGCCCUUUGGAGCAAGAAACAGUGCAUUUCCUGCCUUCGAUGUAUGCUUCAACUGGAGAAAGCUUCGGUAUCACGAAGACACUGGACUCUUACAGCAGUGAGUUUCUGGAGUACUUGCGUGUUAAAGCCAUCCCUCUUCCAUGGUGUAUGUUUUCCAUCUGGGUAUUUGUGACCAGUAACUGCCAGGACAGAUUGUGUGGUGUGUUUUAUCACAUAGACUCCCAUCUAAACUAUGUUACACCAACACUGUUCCUCAAAGAAUCAGGACAGCUACACGUCCAGAUGGAUGGAGAGGCAGAGGAAUCCUCCGCAUUUGUUUCUCAAUUCAAGGUGCCUUUGAAUGAGUGGUGCCAAAUCAGUGUGAUGUUGCAUGGUAGAGCGGUUACUCUGUCCAUGGUGUGCAUGGAUAAAGAGCAGAGGACAGUUUAUUCACAAGAAUAUGUGAUGGGUCAUGCUGUCGUGCUCGAUGACACAGAGGGAUAUUUUGUGAUUGGUGGAGGGAAAUACAUAAGAGGUGUGGAGGGUUAUUUUGGGCCAGUGAUUUACCACCGCAACAGAAUACCACCGUACAGCAUGUCUGAAGUUGUUAUUCCAGAUGUUAUCAGGGCCUUGAACCUGACUGGAUGGCUGCAGACCUGUCAACGAUUUCGUCUCGAGAUGGAUGUUAAAAUCAUUGGCUAUUCUUUCAGGGCUGAACAGGAGAAAGAGUCUGACACCUGUUUUGAUGCUUUACAUGAAUGGAUGGGAAAGGACAGAUUACCAUCAUUACAGUGCGAGCUGUGGGAGGCAGCUGUCCCCCAUAGAAGACAGGCUGCAGACCUGGCCAAGUUUCUGGCUUUCAAACGUGGAGAAGGAGCCAGCCUGCCAGCUUUGGGCAGAGCACUGUACUCCUUAUCACUUCAUAAGCUGAGCAGAGCGAGCAGCACUGGAGUGGUCAGCAGAAUAUUACCACUGCUGCUCCAAGCUGGCUGCUUAGCUGAUAACCGAGCUCUGCACAUGUCCUCUGUGCUCUACAGCGCUGGCCUGGGAGUGAAGGAGCAGCCCAAUAAGGCUUGGCUCCUGGCCCUGAUGGCAGCCCAGAAGGAUGAUCGGUUAGCUCUUCUGCAUCUUGGGCACAUGCACCAUCAGGGUGUCCAUGGCCUCCCCACAGACCCCGACCUGGCCUAUGCAUAUUAUGCAAACAUUGCUAAACAGACAACUUUAGACCGUCACAAUCACACAUCAGAGCAGACAUAUGUUGAGGCCGUUUACUUAAACAAUGAUGAGGUGUUGAGUCUCCAGACCAAUACACAUCAUCAUAUUUUCCAAUGGCUGAAACUGCAGGCACGCAGGGGAGCAGCUGAAGCAGAGCAAGCAGUUGCCCGCAUGCUGUACUGGGGUCAGCAGGGAGUGACUCCAGAUAUCCAGACUGCUGCAAGGCACUACGAACGGGGAGCUGUCCAGUGGGAGGACCCUGUGUCAAUGUAUGACUAUGGCAUAGUCCUAAUGCAUGGGCAUGGAGUUCAAAAGGACAUUCCAAAAGCUCUGACUUUCCUGAAGAAAGCAAUGGAAAAGGAUUUUGUGCCUGCAAUCAAUGCCCUGGCCUGGUAUUACGAGAAAUUUAACCAGGACUACGAGCAGGCGGUGAAGCUGUGGGAGCAGGCGGAUGAGCUCGGGAGUCCGGACGCUGCUCUGAAUCUCGCUGUCAUGCACUCACAGGGUCUGUACCCAGGAAAAGCUGCAGCCCAGUUUAUGGCUUAUCAGUACUAUCUGAAGUCUGCAGAGAGAGGGCACAUCCGGGGAGCAGUUCAACUCGCUAGCUACUGGACCACUGGGAUACCAGGCCAAGUCAACAGACGUCCAUCAGAUGCUGUUUUGUGGGCAAAGUGGGCCGCUGAGCACAAUGGGUACCUGGGCAGCAUCUUACGGAAGGCCUUGGAUUCAAAUCUCAAGAGUGACAUGUUCAGCUCGCUGUUAUAUUACAUGAUGGCUGCUGAGUCCGGGUACCCUCCUGCACAAUUCAAUGCAGCAUAUCUUUGUGAUCAGAAUAUGUUAGGUUUUCUGGAUCCUUCUUUUGCAUCAAACUGUAUGUGGAGAUAUUAUAACCUUACAAUCCAAAGUCAAAAUCCUGACCCUCAUGCCUUUAUUAGGAUGGGUGACCUGUUGUAUGAGGGGCAGAAAGAUCUGUGUUCUGCAGCAGAGAUGUACACGCGUGCAGCACUAAGGGAUGAACCACAGGGAUGGUACAACCUUGGCCUUCUCACUGCAGAGGGUUACAGGCUGCCGCUGUCAGUAUUGAUCCAACUUGGCCUUUCAGAGCUCUACAUGGCAGACAAUAGUUUGCUCCUAAGCACUUUGUACGAAAGAUGCAGAGACUCAGAAGAUACAGAUUCAUACUUGCCUUGCAGCCUCGCCCUCUUCAAAGUGCAUCUUCAAUCUUUCCAAAAAGACUACAGCACUGCUAUCACGUUCUCCACUACUGUUGCAGCAGUUGCAGCUCCAACGAUAUUCUUAAUCAUCCUUGGUAUGCUCCGGAGACAUGUCCCCUCUCCCACCUAGAGCCAAAAUUCUUCAUAGGAUGGUCUGCACAAACAAAUCUUGAAUAAAAGAGCAAACUCAACCUGCACGGCAACGGCAUCAACACAUUCUGUGUUAGUUUACAUAUGUUUACUAUCGAAUCACUGUAAAGAACAAAUGUAAAUGUUAUUAAAAAUAUAUAUCGUUUUUACCAUUUGUCCGACACGUUUUUGAGUUUGUAAAUAUUCUACUGUUGAAUAAAAGC
Molecule: messenger RNA, 3290 nt
Organism: Notothenia coriiceps (black rockcod)
Lineage: Eukaryota; Metazoa; Chordata; Actinopteri; Perciformes; Nototheniidae
Product: protein sel-1 homolog 3
Exons: 23
Coding region: 20-3067 (1015 amino acids)
Molecular function (GO): protein binding
Source: RefSeq, a predicted model, not a curated record